AUGGCGCCCAAAAUCGGUGGUCAGUACCCGAUCUGCGAUCCGGACUCCGGUGUCGGCCACUGCUGUAAUAAGUGGGGUCUUUGCGGCUCCGGACCCAUGAAUUGCCACGCACCAUAUGUUUUACCCGUCGCUAUAAUUUGCGGUCAUUAUUACCGACAAAACUGUGACAGAAAUGAUAAAACAUUUGUCCCGAAAACUCAAUUCCCGAAACAAUGGCCGAUAAGAAGGGCCCGUUUGGACGAAAGCAAACAAAACCAACAAAACAUUUACAACAAGUGUUUGCAAUCGGUGGCUAAAGUGGGCACCUCUUCGACCUUUGGCACCGGCAUUAUUGUCCGCACCGAUGGUCUCAUCGUAACCAACGCUCAUGUGGUCAACGAUCUGUCUUUCGUAGGUAUUUCUCUCGCCAAACAGUUCACUGCUCGUGAGCUGUUGGUCGGGGAGACGGGUACUGAUCCCGUAGGUGUCAUCAGAGGACAGGUUGUCUACUGUGAGCCGCAGCUGGACUUAGCGCUGGUCAGGAUAUACGUAAAGCCGGGUGUGUUGACAGCUAUGGCCUUUCCGGACAUACCCGCGCCUAACGUAGGGCAACACGUGAUGGCGAUCGGGAAUCCGAGGGUUGACCACAGUUUAGAGUUGGGAGUGAUUAACGGUGUGGACGACAGGGGUGUGGAUGUGAGCGACAGUUACGACCAGUACUACCAUAUGCUUAUUCGGCCCAAACAUCCGUAUAUAACACACACGGCUUUAAUUAAACCCGGAUAUUCCGGCGGUCCUCUCAUCGAUAUGUCUGGCCGUCUAAUUGGCGUCAAUUUUGCCGGUCGUCGACAAUACAAUAACUUUGCCAUUUAUUCCUCUGAAGUCAAAGACUUUAUGGACAGAGGAUUAGAGUUUGAGAGACAGAGUCUGGAGAAAAAGUGUUCGUUUGUUAAUAAGAAAGCACUGGGAGUUGAGUUACGCCAAGAGCCACAAGGGUUUAGAGUCUGUGGCUUUUCGUGUCAUAAUUCAUUGAAUAACAUAAAUCAAUUACAAAUCGAUGAUAUCGUACAGCAAAUCAAUGGUAAAGAGUUGACAAGAAUUGGACAAUUGAUUGAUGCGCUCAAUAACAUGAAUGAUAACCAGGAGUUGAGAUUACAUGUGCUUAGAAAGGCUGGUAAUGUACAGAACAUUGAUAUUAUACCACAUUUUGGCGAUAAGUAUAUCUCUUGUGUUAAAGUUUAG
Messenger RNA from Medioppia subpectinata, 1221 nucleotides. NCBI's taxonomy places the organism in Eukaryota, Metazoa, Arthropoda, Arachnida, Sarcoptiformes, Oppiidae. The record is from the annotation of a GenBank genome assembly.